AUGGAGUUUACGAAUCAACCAGCUGCUCAAAAUGAUAGCCACAGCGUCAAAAUCUUCUGCGAGAAAACGGAACACUACUCGUUCGUCAGCCACCUCUCUGCCGCUUUACGCCGGGAAGGCAUCUCUUUGUUCGUAGAUGCAUGCGAGUUUCCGGAGAUCAAUUCUUUCGCCGGUGAUCAGAAUCAUACGAUUUCUGUGGUGGUUACUUCCAAUAUAGAGAAGGUAAACGAUCCUUGGAGUCAUAAGUUCAUAGAGGUCAUCGAGCGUCCCAGGGACAACGGCGCUAGCGGGUGGAUCGUUCCAGUGUUCUAUGACGUCGAUCCAUUUACCCGAGUUUACGGGUGGGCUAAUAGAUGGCUCGAGGCCGGAUACAUAACAACGCACCAAUCAAGGAUCUCAAGCAAUAGGGUACUUUCGGACUCCGAACUAGUGGAAGAGGUCGUGAAAGAUGUUUUUGGAAAGCUCUAUCGUGCAGAAGGAGUUGGAAUUUAUUCGAAGAUCCUUGAGAUUGAAAACUUGCUCUACAAGCAAUCGCGGGACCUCCGAAGCAUAGGAAUUUGGGGUAUGCCUGGCAUAGGCAAGACGACUCUUGCUAAAGCAGUCUUUAACCACAUGUCGACUGAUUAUGAUGCGUCUUGUUUUAUCGAAAACUUUGAUGAAGCGUUUCUUAAAGAAGGACUUGACCACUUGCUCGAAGAAAAAGUUGGUAAAAGUCUAAAGGAAGCGUUUGACAUAAAGAGUUCUUACAUUAUGAGAACGAGUCUCCACAGGGACAAACUAUGUGAUAAAAGGAUUCUUGUUGUCCUAGAUGAUGUGGGCGAUUCUCUUGCUGCAGAGUCUUUCCUUGGAAGGCUUGAUUGGUUUGGUCCCGGAAGCCUUGUAAUCAUGACCUCCAUAGAUAAACAAGUGUUUGCUUUUUGUCAUAUCAAUCAAAUAUAUGAGGUUCGUGGUUUGAACGAGCACGAGGCUCUCCAGUUGUUCUUCCAAAACGCCUAUGAAAAUGACAUGCCAGAGAAUAUUGACAGAGAAAUAUCAAGAAAGGUGAUAGACUAUGCUAAUGGGAACCCGUUGUUUCUCCGCAUCUAUGGCCAAGAGCUUAAGGGGAAGAUGUCAGAUAUGGAAGCUGCAUUCCUCAAACUCAAGCAAUGUCCUCCUCAAAAGAUUAAAGAUGUGGUAAAGAGUGUAUAUAGCACACUUGGUGAUAACGAGAAGAACAUUUUUUUGGACAUUGCUUGUUUGUUCAGGGGAGAAGAUGUCAACUAUGUGAUCCAAAUGCUGGAAGGGUGUCGUUACUUUCCACACAUUGGAUUAAAUGUUCUUGUGGAGAAAUGGCUGGUGACUAUUCCAGAAAAUACAGUGCAAAUGACUAAUCUGAUCCAAGACAUCUGCCACGAAAUCCUCAAUGGAGAAACAGAGAGUUCCACCAGGAUGUGGGAACCUAACAGCAUCAGAUAUCUACUCGAAAGUGAUGUUCUGAAUGCAAGUGGAGAAUCCAGUGCAACACCUAAAUAUGGUUUGGUCGCUGAAGACAUAGAAAGCAUAUUUCUGGACACAUCGAACUUGGAAUUUGAUGUCAAACAUGAUGCCUUCAAGAAUAUGUUUAAUCUCAGGUUCCUAAAGAUAUACAGUUCUUGCUCUAAAUAUGUUCCCGGACUCAACUUUCCCAAGGGGCUUGAUUCUCUGCCUUGUGGGAUAAGGCUCCUCCAUUGGGAGAACUAUCCUUUGCAAUCUUUGCCUCAAGAUUUUGAACUUGACAACCUUGUUGAACUUUGUAUGUCUUACAGUCAGCUUCAGUCACUCGGGACAAGAACCAAGAACCUUAAGAUGUUGAAGAGGAUCAGGCUUUGUCAUUCCCAGCAGCUAGUUGAGUUCGAUCUAGUUUUAUUUGCUCGAAAUAUUGAGCUGAUUGAUCUCCAAGGCUGUACAAGAUUGCAAACUUUUCCAGACACUAGUGAAUUACAACAUCUCCGAGUUAUAAAUCUCACAGGUUGCACAGAGAUCAAAAUUUUCCAGGGAGCUCCACCAAAUAUUGAGGAACUACAUCUUCAAGGAACCAGUAUAAGGGAAGUACCAAUAUCCAUUGUGAGCCAGUCCCCCCAAAAAAUUAAGCUGGACCGCCAAAAGCUUCUGAAUCUUCUAGAAAACUCUCAAGAUGUUGAGCAUAUCGACUUGGAGAGUGUAACAGAUGUGGCUAAAGUAAGUUCAUAUAAUCAACGGUUUGAAAGACUUGUCCACUUGAACAUGAAAGAUUGUUCUCAUCUGCGAAGUCUUCCUGACAUGGCCAAUUUAUUAGAUUCUCUCCAAGUUCUACACCUGUCUGGUUGCUCAGAGCUUAUGGAAAUUAAGGGUUUCCCAAGAUACAUGAGGAAGUUAUAUGUUGGUGGAACCGCAAUACGAGAAGUGCCACAACUUCCCAAUAGUCUAGAGUUCUUGAAUGCUCAUGGUUGUACGCAUUUGAAGUCGAUUUUGUUAAACUUUGAGCAGCUUCCUAGGCAUUACACCUUCAGUAAUUGUUUCAAUUUUUCUUCACAAGUGAUCGCUGACUUCUUAGAGAGAGGUCUAACUAGAGUAGCAAGGAUAGCAAGAGCGCAGCAACAGGAAGUCAUCAGAGAACCUGAAGUCAUUAUCUGUAUUCCUUCAGACGCACGUAAGAGAUUCUCCUUUCUAUUGCAAGCAGGACCAAAUGUAAUGAUAGAUUCUCCUUGGACACGAAAACCUCUCUCUGGCUUUGCUAUGUCAGUUGUGGUAUCAUUUCAGGAUGAUCACCACAAUGUCGUAGGUCUAGGGAUUAGGUGCAUAUGCACAUGGCAGACCAGGAACGGCUUCUUGGGUAAAAUGGAGAGACUAUUUCGUUGUUGGGAUCCGACGGAAGCUCCAAAAGUUGAAUCGGAUCACAUAUUCAUCUUCUAUGAUACCGAAAUGCACACCAAUGGUAGUGAAGAAAACCCAAAUUUGUGGGUCAAAUUUGAAUUCCACGCAGUGAGUUGGGACAACAAGCUUUUAGGUGCUAAUUGCAUGGUGAUUCAUUGUGGUGUUGAGAUAAUUACGGCUCCAAUAAAUGAUACAAUACCUAGUGAAAUCACAAUAGAGAGUGAAGCUUCAAGUGUUAUUGAGGAGUAUCCUCUAACAUCUUCAAGAAUAGUGCUGGAGGCAAAGAGCCCUAGUCCUCUUCUAUCCAACAUGCCGCGUACGGUUUCUAGAGCACAGAGGAGUGCCGGCCCAGAACACAUGCGAGGGAAGUGGUGGAGUAGGGAUCCCAAAUUUAGAAGGCAUAAAUUUAGUUUUUUCAUACGAAGAUUUAUAUAUCAUACACAAAGUUUGGUAUCCAAUUAA
Messenger RNA from Microthlaspi erraticum, 3333 nucleotides. The record is from the annotation of a GenBank genome assembly. Lineage: Eukaryota; Viridiplantae; Streptophyta; Magnoliopsida; Brassicales; Brassicaceae.